Molecule: messenger RNA, 624 nt
Organism: Funneliformis mosseae
Lineage: Eukaryota; Fungi; Glomeromycota; Glomeromycetes; Glomerales; Glomeraceae
Source: the annotation of a GenBank genome assembly
AUGCUUUCCGAAAGUGAUGAUGAUGUUUGGGCUUCAGAUGAAGAAAUAUCUGAAUAUGAUAGAAUAAUGUCUUUAAAAGAAUGGGAACGCAUGAAUGAAAAUUUUGGAAAUGUUGGAUAUAAAGAGGGAAUUUUAGAAGGAAAGGAUGUAACAAUUCAAGAUGGAUUUAAUGACGGAUACGUUGAGGGAGUAAAUUUAGGCAUGGAAUUUGGUAGAUUAAGAGGGUUGUUAAAUACCUUAUUGGAGUUUUACACACCUAUGAUGAAUGAAGAAGAUAAUGAUGAACUCAAAAUCCAAAACUUACCAAAUCGUUCGACUUUCGAAAGAUUAAAAUUGUUAGAAAAUGAUCUUUAUAAUUUGACAGCUGAAAAAGUUUUUACGAAAGAUUAUCUUCAAACUAUUUUAACUUCUCAAAAUGAUAAAUGUAGUUGCCUGUCAGAAACAACAAACACCGUAAACGAUAAUUGCUGUAGUAGGAAUAUUUCAUGUGAAAGUAAGGAGAUCUAUAAUCUUGGAAAUAACAUUAAAUCAAAUGAGAACUUCACCGAAAAGUUGCUGAUUGAUUAUAGAGAGAAGGUUGAUAAGUUAUUAGAAGAACUUGGAUUUGAUAAAAAUUCCGUUUAA